This is a messenger RNA of Penicillium pulvis, 1344 nucleotides long. RefSeq lists its product as uncharacterized. The record is from RefSeq and is a predicted model, not a curated record. Lineage: Eukaryota; Fungi; Ascomycota; Eurotiomycetes; Eurotiales; Aspergillaceae. Gene Ontology annotation, molecular function: CoA-ligase activity. The coding region runs from base 1 to 1344 and encodes 447 amino acids. The transcript is spliced from 3 exons.
AUGUCGCAUGCUCUCAAGACGGCGAAAUCCAAAUACAUCAUGACAGUGCCCGGCUCCAUUGAUGUAUGCCUUUUGGCUGCGAAGGAGGCAGGGAUUCCCAAGGAGAAUAUAUUUCUGUUAGAAGGGGAACAUGAAGGUUUUACAACAGUGAAGCAGCUCCUACAGAUUGGUAAAGGCUAUGGCGAACAUUGUCAGAGCCCCAUCUACCGCAUACCUGCAGGGCAGACGAACGACGUUUGUGGUUAUUUGAACUUUAGUAGUGGAACUACCGGCCUGCCAAAAGCAGUGAUGCUGUCUCAUCGCAAUGUGAUCGCUCAAUGCCUUCAGCUCAAAGCUGUGGCGGGGGCCGAUAAAAAACGAUUUCUAGCCAGCCUACCGUUGUUCCACAUUAGUGGACUCGUGCGUUUUCUUCACUGGCCUAUUGCUAGUAACGAUGAAUGUGUCAUGCUUUCACAAUUCACCAUGGAAGGAUUUCUCGACGCCAUCGUCCGAUAUCAGAUUACCGAUCUUACACUCGUUCCAUCCAUUGUUAUACGACUCGUGCGUGACCCCAUUGUCGACAAGUAUGACAUAAAAAGCAUCAAACGUAUCGCGUGUGGCGCUGCACCCCUGGGGUCGGAGGUCAUUCAGCAGCUUAGGGAAAGGAUGCCAUGGACAGGCUUCCGGCAAAGCUAUGGCAUGACAGAAUCAUGCUGCUGCCUUACAACACAUCCGCCAGAGUUUUACAGUUAUGAUUAUGCCAAUAAUUCUGGCACACUGCUGGGGUCAACGGUAGUCAAGGUCAUCGAUGUGAGCACUGGCAAAGAGCUAGGUCCCAAUGAAGCAGGCGAAAUCCUUGCCAAGGGCCCCCAGAUUGCUCUGGGCUACCUCGGAAACCCGGAGGAAACGGCCGAGACCUUUGGCACUGAUGGUUUCCUCCGUACCGGAGAUGUCGGCGUGAUCGAUGACCAAGGCUUCAUUCGUAUUGUUGAUCGCACAAAAGAGAUGAUCAAGGUCAAGGGUCUACAGGUCGCACCGGCUGAACUAGAGAAUAUCUUGCUAGGUCACCCCAGUGUUGGUGACUGCGCUGUCUUAGGGAUACCGGACCCGUAUAGCGCUGAGCGACCGAAGGCUUAUGUUGUGUUGAAACCCAAUAUUGAGGCCAGUGAUUCCGUCGGUAGGAGUCUGAUCCAGUAUGUGAAAGAGAAGCUAGUACGUUACAAGUGGAUUAAGGAGGUUGAGUUCAUCGCGGAGAUACCGAAGAGCCCAAGUAGUAAGAUUCUGAGGAGAGUCUUACGGGAGAAGGAGAAAGAGGGAAGCCGGGGAUACGUCGUGAGAGAUAUCUCUGAGCGGCCAAGAUUGUAG